Musca vetustissima is the source of this 716-nucleotide messenger RNA. It is a transcript of the gene mip40, whose product is annotated as protein lin-37 homolog. Gene Ontology annotation, biological process: negative regulation of transcription by RNA polymerase II. The coding region runs from base 1 to 714 and encodes 237 amino acids. Gene Ontology annotation, cellular component: transcription repressor complex; Myb complex. The record is from RefSeq and is a predicted model, not a curated record. Lineage: Eukaryota; Metazoa; Arthropoda; Insecta; Diptera; Muscidae. The transcript is spliced from 2 exons.
AUGAAAACCCCACCCCAAAGGCGAAAACAACUCAGUGAAUCAGAAAAACAUCGUCUGAAGAAUGCAUCCAAUGAAAAAGAACCACAACAGCAACAACCGGUUGCACGGCGUCCACAAAGGGGUCGUCCACGUAAAAAACCUCUUCCGCAAAAUGAUCGCAAAAAUUCACCACCUCCCUCGACACCUAGCAAAAAGCGUCGUCGUGAAUUAGCCACAUCGGCGGGUCAAAAUAAAAUCCAAGCUGAAUCAUUUGUUAUGAAACUGUUCGAUCGUACUUUGGAUCUCUCAAAAUAUACCGAACAAACGGCUCUGUAUCCCAUUUGUAGGGCAUGGAUGGCCAAUCAACCACGUAAUCCAAAUAUACCAUGUUAUCGUGAAACCCGAUCACCAUCCCCAGCACAUCGUGAUGACAAUGGUCUAGAAUUGGUGACAAAAUUGCGAAAGGGUCAGAUUAGGGAGGUAACAAGUUUACCAAAACCCAAGGAAACAGAUUUACCAAAAAUCGCACCACAAUCGGAGCCGAAGAGAUAUGGUGCUGGAGAUGAUUUAAUAGCUGCCGAUGAUCCCAUAAAAUAUGCCAAUAAAAAUGAACUGCUAGGGGAACAUUUAAUGAAAUGGAAACGCAUUAAAAGCGAUUGGCAAAAACAUACCAAACGUUAUCAGCAGCGGAACAACAUCAAUUUCUAUAUAUUGCAGGAGUUGUUUAAACCUUAGUA